AUGAACACAGAGAAUUUUCGUUUCUACAUUAAAGUGCGUACUGCACUAAAUAUUGAAGCAAGAACUAUUCACGACGAGCUGCAUACGGUUUUUGGUGAUGAAGCUCCUUUUUAUCGAACAGUUGCCAGAUGGGCUCAAUGGUUUCGUGAAGGUCGAGAAGAAAUUGAAGAUGAAGAACGAUCUGGAAGACCUGUAACUGAGACUACUCUUGACAAUAUCGAAGAAAUUCGUAGUAUUGUUAACGAUGAUCCUCAUGUUACAAUAGCAGAAUUACAGGAGCAUACUGGUCUAAGCUAUGGCACCGUUCAUCGAAUAUUAUCGGAUCAUCUGGAACUUAGAAAAAUUACUGCUCGUUACAUACCCAAACAGCUAACGGAUUAUCAACGAAAUGAACGAGUUCGAAUAUGCAAAGAAAAUCUAUCAAAAUUUACAGAAGGAGGAUGGCGUUUGUCUGACGUGAUAACAGGUGAUGAAUCGUGGUUUUUCCAUCAGCAAACUGGUCGAAAAGUUUCCAAUGCUGCUUGGGUGGCAAAAGAUGAUCCUCCACCAACAAUAAUACGACGAAAUAAGUUUGCUCCUAAGACUUUAUUUUGCAUUUUCUUUAAAUCAACUGGUCCUCUUCUAAUCCAUCGUGUCGAACGUGGACAGACUAUCGAUCGCCAUUAUUACAUCGAAAAUUGUUUGCAACCUGUCAUCGAAGAAAUUAAGAAACAAAGACCUUCCUCAGGUACUCAUGCUAUCAAACUUCAUCAUGAUAACGGACGAGCACAUGUUCAUCAAGAUGUCCUCGAUUAUCUUCGUUCUGAGGGAAUUACCAUAGUACAACAUCCGCCCAAUUCUCCAGAUCUAUCUCCCUGUGAUUUUUGGUUAUUCGACCUUAUCAAACAAAAUCUAACUGAUCAACCUAAUUCCGAAACGUUACAUCACGCCAUAACCGAGUUUAUGUAUUCUUUAGAUAAAGACGAGUAUAGAAAAACGUUUGAGAAAUGGAUUCAAAGAAUGCAGUUGUGUGUAGAUAAUCAAGGCGAUUACUUUGAACAUUUAAUCAAAUAA
Molecule: messenger RNA, 1053 nt
Organism: Rotaria sp. Silwood2
Lineage: Eukaryota; Metazoa; Rotifera; Eurotatoria; Philodinida; Philodinidae
Source: the annotation of a GenBank genome assembly